CUGGUAAUUAGCCUGUUAUUUAGAGGACAGUGCACAAUACAUAAACAUACUAAUGGAGGAUUUGCUCCUGACAUGCGGUGUCUACAACGAGAAACUGGACAUGUUUUGUCUGGAGCACAGUCAGGUGUGCUUCGCUAAAUGUGUUCUACUAGAUCACAGACAGUGCAUUAAUUUGGCCACUCUAAUUUCUGAGUCAGUCAAAAAGCUGUCGUUGGAUAUGGAACAGUUGUCCUACAAUCUUCAAGCUAUUCUUCGGCAACUUGAAAUCUUUGAAAGCUCACAAGAAGCCAUCAUUAAGUUUGUUGAUAUAUCAUAUCGUGAAAAACUGCAAGAAAUCCGAGAAAUGCGUAAGAACUUAAACGCUUCUUUGGAUAAGCUAGAAAAAUCAACCUUGAAAAAGUUGAAUGAUAUAAAGACUACAUUGCAAACUUCUCUCAAAAAAGACAUUGAAAACUGCCGCAUACUGAAGGAUGAACUGCGACAUCUUGGUGAAGCUGUGCAUAUCUUUAUGAAACGUAUUAAGAAAAUAUAUCGUUCGUCGAGUGUUGAACAAUACGGCAGGCAUGGCAUGUGAUUUUUUUCGGUUUUUACCCUAACUUUAACCUGCGAUAUGUUAACACUAGUUGAGCUUCCUUCUUUGUUAAUAUGAUACUUACUUUUCAAAUGUAUAUGUUCAAUGGUUGUGAUGCUGUAAUUGCUGUAUUUACUGCUGCUGCGGUUGAUGAUGAAUAUUUAUGUAGGUGACAUAUUGAACUUUGCAUGUCUUUAACUAUGGGAGAAACCCUAUAGGCUAAGCAUAUGGUUACCGCUUCAGUUCUAAUACGUAAGUUUAAUAAUGUUCAUAUACAUGGUUCUUUUUUGGAAAAGUUCCAAUGAUAUAAUUUUAAUUAUUCAAUGUUAGUCAUCAGUAUGUGGUCGUGCUUGAAUACUUUGGAUUAAUCAAAUUAAUUGAUUAUAUUGCUCGGAAUAACAUUUCAUGUUUUUAACAACAAAAAUAUAGGAUAUGGUUAGGCUACUUGCACUAAAUAGAAGGCGGUUAAGGUAUGACAAUACUAUAUACAAGGGACGGUGGGCGUAAAAGAUAUGGCAUGACUAAAUGCACGGGACGGUUGGUGUUAUAGAUAUGGUCAGACCGUCUGCAUUGUACGGUGGCGAUAUCGAUAUGAUCCUAAUAUAGGCACUGGACCGUUAACGUUAUAGAUUUGGUAGGACUAUAUGCACGGGCGGUGGGUGUAAUAAAUAUGGUCAGACUAUAUGCACGGGACGGUGGGUGUUAAAAAUAUGGUCAGACUAUAUGCACGGGACGGUGGGUGUUAUAGAUAUGGUAAGACUAUAUGCACGGGACGGCGGGUGUUAUAGAUAUGGUGAGACUGUAUGCACGGGACGGUGGGUGUUAUAGAUAUGGUCAGACUAUAUGCACGGGACGGUGGGUGUUAUAGAUAUGGUAAGACUAUAUGCACGGGACGGUGGGUGUUAUAAAUAUGGUAAGACUAUAUGCAUGGGGCGGUGG
This is a messenger RNA of Dreissena polymorpha, 1510 nucleotides long. RefSeq names its product E3 ubiquitin/ISG15 ligase TRIM25-like. The transcript has 2 exons. Lineage: Eukaryota; Metazoa; Mollusca; Bivalvia; Myida; Dreissenidae. Bases 53 to 574 code for a protein of 173 amino acids. The record is from RefSeq and is a predicted model, not a curated record.